UUUAAUCUGUUUGAAGGCUGAGAAACUCUAGGAAACAUGAAAGAAACUGCUUGUUUUGGGUGUCAGCUGAGCCUAGUAUCGUCACAACUUGGAGUUUCUUUCGGUUUCUUUGGUUUUCUUCGCUUUCAGAUGAGAUGUUCGCGAGGAGCGAGUACAUGUUUUUGAGUGAGAUCGAUCUCAGCGUCGUCCAUCCAGGCUAUUACGUCAAUGGCAAGUGGAAGGGCCGCAGCAGCUCGAUGGUCACCUCUGUGAAUCCUGUAAACAAUGAGACAAUUGCUGCGGUUACGGAGGGUUCCAUUGAAGAUUAUGAGGAAGGCAUCCAAGCUUGCAGUAAAGCAGCCAAGCUAUGGAUGAAAACUCCGGUAAGUAAGAGAUGCGAGAUUGUUAGACAGAUAGGUGAUGCUUUGAGAGCCAAACUCCAGCUGUUCGGUCGGCUUGUGUCACUUGAGGUGGGAAAGAUAUUAGUGGAAGGAAUUGGGGAGGUUCAGGAAGUUAUUGACAUGUGUGAUUAUGCCGCGGGGUUAAGUGAGAAACUGAAUCUAAAUGCAUCAAUCAGACAUGAGCGUCAAAAUCAUGUAACAUUGCAGGUACGGAAUCCUUUCGGAGUGGUUGGUGUAAUUACACCUUUCAAUUUUCCUUGUGCUGUUCUCGGUCGGAAUGCUUGCAUGGCACUAGUCACUGGUAAUUGUGUUGUCUGGAAAGGUUCUCGAUCAACACCUUUGGUGACCAUUGCAAUUACAAAGUUGGUAGCUGGGGUUUUAAAGAACAACAAUUUACCAGGUGCAAUUUUCACUUCCUUUUGUGGGGGUGCUCCAAUUGGUCAAGCAAUGGCAGAGGAUAAACGCAUACCGCUGGUUUCAUUCACAGGAACUUCCAAGGUGGGGCUAAUGGUUCAACAGAGGGUGAAUGAUAGAUUUGGUAAAUGUUUGCUUGAAUUAAGUGGGAAUAAUGCCAUAACUGUCAUGGGUGAUGCUGAUAUUCCGCUAGUUGUUCAAGCUGUUCUGCUUGAUGCUGUUGGCAUAGCUGGUCAAUGCCGCAUAACAUGUCACAGGCUGUUUAUUCAAGAAACUAUAUAUGAACUAGUAAUUGAGCGACUACUUCUAGAAUACACACUUGUUACCAUUGGCAUGGGAGAUCCAUUAAAGACAGGUACGUUACUUGGGCCAUUACAUACCAAAGCCUUAAAGAGGAACUUCCGGACGGUGAUGCAGAAAAUCAAGUCUCAGGGAGGGAAGGUCUUUAUAGGUGAUGUAGUGAGCUCUGUGGGAAAUUUUGUGCGGCCCACCAUUGUUGAGAUUUCUCCAAAUGCAGAUGUUGUGAAAGAAGAAUUGUUUGUUCCAGUUCUUUAUGCUAUCAAGUUUACGACUUUUGAAGAGGCAAUGCAAAUAAACAACUCCAUCUCCCCAGGAUCAAGUAAUUCUAUCUUCACCCGCAAGCCUCAUCUUGUCGUCCCAGGGAUUAGACAUACUAACAGGUCGCUUGGAAUUGACUGUGGCAUUGUCAAUGUAAACUUACCUACAAGGGGCCGCGGUGGAGCAGGAAGUGACUCAUGGGAACAAUACACGCGGCGCACAAUAUGUACAAUCAACUACGGAGAUGAAUCAUCAUUUUGACAGGAAUCAUUUUUUGCUUGUAGAUAUGCUUAUGGGGCCAACAGCUUCUCUGCAACCCCGGCCAGAGCCACAUUGUCUGCCUUGGUGGUUUCAGUUGUUCUUAAUAGAGCUUUGGCCAGAGAAUUCAUUAGUGUAAAACUGAGUUUGUACUGAUCCCUUCUGUUUCUAAAUAAGAGCCAACAAUAAAACAAAGAAAAAUCACACC
Messenger RNA from Vitis riparia (riverbank grape), 1818 nucleotides. RefSeq names its product aldehyde dehydrogenase family 7 member A1-like. The transcript is spliced from 16 exons. Gene Ontology annotation, molecular function: aldehyde dehydrogenase (NAD+) activity. Lineage: Eukaryota; Viridiplantae; Streptophyta; Magnoliopsida; Vitales; Vitaceae. The coding region runs from base 135 to 1613 and encodes 492 amino acids. The record is from RefSeq and is a predicted model, not a curated record.